AUGCCAGAUGCUGCUGCUCACCUGCCCUUUUACUACGGCAACAUCGCCAGGUCAGAAGCGGAGGAGUACCUCAAGCUGGCGGGGAUGUCAGAUGGCCUGUUCCUGCUGCGGCAAUGCCUGCGCAGUCUGGGGGGGUAUGUCCUCUCCAUGGUCUGCAACCUGCAGUUUUACCAUUACGCCAUCGAGCGCCAGAUGAACGGUACCUACGCCAUCGCGGGGGGCAAAGCGCACUGCGGGCCGGAGGAGCUCUGUGAGUUUUACUCCAAGGAUGCCGAUGGGCUCUGCUGCACCCUCCGCAAGCCCUGCAACCGCCCAAGUGGUGUGGAGCCCCAGCCCGGUGUCUUCGACAGCAUGAGAGACAAUAUGGUGCGCGAAUACGUCCGGCAGACAUGGAAACUAGAGGGCGAUGCACUCGAACAGGCCAUCAUAAGCCAGGCUCCACAGGUGGAGAAGCUCAUCGCCACCACAGCCCAUGAGAGGAUGCCCUGGUACCAUGGGGGCAUCGCCCGGGAUGAAGCUGAACGGAGGCUCUACUCUGGGGCACAACCUGAUGGGAAAUUCCUGCUGAGAGAAAGGAAGGAGAACGGUGCCUACGCCCUGUCCCUCGUCUAUGGCAAAACAGUAUAUCACUAUCGGAUAGACCAGGACAAGUCCGGCAAGUACUCCAUCCCUGAGGGGACCAAGUUCGACACACUCUGGCAGUUGGUGGAGUACCUAAAACUCAAACCGGACGGGCUGAUUUUCUACCUGAGGGAAACCUGCCCCAACCCCAACAUGCCAGCGUCUGCAGCACCAGUUCCACCAACCCACCCCUCCGUGAGCAGACACCUUGGGCCUCUCAAUGCGGACGGAUACACGCCAGAGCCUGUGGGUGCAGGAAAAUCACGCCUGCUACCCAUGGACACCAGCGUCUACGAAAGCCCAUACAGUGACCCCGAAGAACUGAAGGAUAAGAAGCUUUUCCUGAAGAGGGACCACUUGAUGAUUGAUGAAGUGGAACUGGGGGCAGGAAACUUUGGCUGCGUCAAGAAAGGAGUCUACAAAAUGAGAAAGAAGCAGAUUGAUGUGGCCAUAAAGGUGCUGAAGAGCAACAAUGAGAAAACAGUGAAGGAUGAAAUGAUGAAGGAAGCCCAGAUCAUGCAUCAGCUGGACAAUCCCUACAUUGUCCGCAUGAUUGGGGUCUGCGAAGCGGAGUCCCUGAUGCUCGUGAUGGAGAUGGCUUCUGGAGGGCCACUCAACAAGUUCUUGGCUUCCAAGAAAGACGAGAUUACAGUCAGCAAUAUUGUGGAGCUAAUGCACCAAGUAUCCAUGGGGAUGAAGUACUUGGAGGAAAAAAACUUUGUCCACAGGGACCUGGCAGCCAGAAAUGUCCUGCUGGUCAACCAACAUUAUGCCAAAAUCAGUGACUUUGGACUCUCCAAGGCUCUUGGCGCUGAUGACAGCUACUACAAGGCCAGGACAGCAGGAAAGUGGCCCUUGAAAUGGUAUGCCCCAGAGUGCAUCCUCUAUCACAAGUUCUCCAGCAAGAGUGAUGUAUGGAGCUACGGCGUGACCAUGUGGGAGGCCUUCAGCUACGGGCAGAAACCGUACAAGAAAAUGAAAGGCCCAGAGGUCAUCAGCUUCAUAGAGCAAGGGAAGCGUAUGGACUGCCCCACAGACUGCCCGGCAGAGAUGUACGCCCUCAUGCAGCAAUGUUGGACCUACAGAUGGGAAGAACGUCCAGGAUUUAUUCCUGUGGAAAAUAUAAUCCGUUCCUACUACUACAGUAUUGCUACCAAGACAGAAAAUGGGCCAGAGACAGAGGACAAGUCAAAAGCAACUCUUCCUUGAGUCUCCCUCUCUGCUCCUCA
Messenger RNA from Fulmarus glacialis (Northern fulmar), 1850 nucleotides. RefSeq names its product zeta-chain (TCR) associated protein kinase 70kDa (gene ZAP70). Bases 1 to 1830 code for a protein of 609 amino acids. Gene Ontology annotation, biological process: cell surface receptor protein tyrosine kinase signaling pathway; protein phosphorylation; intracellular signal transduction. Gene Ontology annotation, cellular component: cytoplasm; extrinsic component of cytoplasmic side of plasma membrane. NCBI's taxonomy places the organism in Eukaryota, Metazoa, Chordata, Aves, Procellariiformes, Procellariidae. The transcript has 12 exons. The record is from RefSeq and is a predicted model, not a curated record. Gene Ontology annotation, molecular function: ATP binding; non-membrane spanning protein tyrosine kinase activity; signaling receptor binding.